AUGUUCAUUCUGAAUCAAGCUCAACGUUUCGUCUUCUAUUCGCUCCUCGACGUGCUACUUCUCUGCUCGAUCAUCACCUUUGGCAGUUCUCUCUAUUUUGUUCUCUUUGUCAAGACAUCAAUCAAUAAAAACUUUCAAAUGAUUCUCGUUGCGCAAAUGACAUUCGCGUUGUGCGGUGAUAUCUGGACGGCUCUCAAUCGCCCAGUUUUCUUACCAACCCUCUUCGCCGUCACCUACGCGCCCGUGCUCCUUUCCGUGCAAUCGAAGCUGAUGGCUCUUUUUUUAACGGUGAAAAGCACUUUUGUUACGGCAAUAUUUUGGAGAAGAAUUACACGAUCACCAAAUAAAGACAUU
This is a messenger RNA of Mesorhabditis belari, 354 nucleotides long. Lineage: Eukaryota; Metazoa; Nematoda; Chromadorea; Rhabditida; Rhabditidae. The record is from the annotation of a GenBank genome assembly.